AUGGACUCAUCUCAUACCGCAAAGAGCAUCCUCAAAGCACACUCAUCCUCAAAUAUCGCAGAAGCAAGUUCCAAUCCUGCCUCCUCAAGAAUAAGAUGGGACGAAGACAAUCUCAUGAUGACCGAAGCUGCAAAGGGCGCUACCAUGAAAAUCACUGAACCAAAGACUCCCUACAUACACUACAAUGCUGAUACCGAUACCGUGCUAGGCACUUCUGCUAAUGUGGCAAUACCUCCCAUCGAACUCACAACUGCCAUGCAGCAAUACUCUGAUACUGUUGCCACUACCAACAAUACAAAGUCACCCUCUGUACGCUCCACGUCGGCGUCAAGCUUUGCGAGUAAUGGGUCAGAGUGGGAUGACUCGGACGAUGAUGAGGAGGCUGAUCCUGAAGAACAGGAACGCAGGAGGAAAUUCAAACAAAUGCGAGCCCAGCAUUACAACAUGAAGGAAGCCCUGAGAAAGGCCAAACAGGUGCAAGACGAGGCCGACGAAGAAGCAGCCAAUACUCCUAGACCGAUAGCUGACGAGGACGAAGAAGAAGAAGAAGAACACCAGAAUGGAAACAACAAUCAUAAUGAUGACGAAGAAGAGGAGGAGGAUGAUGACGACGAAGAAGAAUCACCACAACACAUAAGGCUCUCUCAACCAACAUCAAUACCAAAUAUCUCUGCCAGAAACUCGAUAUCAUCAAAUCAUAAUCAUCACAGCAAUAAUAACAUGGAUACCACAUCCUGA
Messenger RNA from Synchytrium microbalum, 738 nucleotides. RefSeq lists its product as uncharacterized. The transcript is spliced from 4 exons. The record is from RefSeq and is a predicted model, not a curated record. Gene Ontology annotation, biological process: regulation of signal transduction. Gene Ontology annotation, molecular function: protein phosphatase inhibitor activity. NCBI's taxonomy places the organism in Eukaryota, Fungi, Chytridiomycota, Chytridiomycetes, Synchytriales, Synchytriaceae. Bases 1 to 738 code for a protein of 245 amino acids.